UCUGGCAUCUUCUACUCCACACAUAUCAUCUUUAUUUCUAUCAGAAGUUUCUCUGUACGUGUUCCUCUGCGCGCCCAUGUAUUCUUUUAGUGUAUUUUAAUGCUGUGAUUGUGAGGUUCUGAAGCAGUGUUUUCUGAUGUUGCAACACCUGUCAAGUGAUAGUACAGCUUGCAUCUCAGAGGAUUUGUCCGGAUACUGGAAGAGCGUCCUCCGACCCCUCCUUGUCAGCAAGGUAUAAAUUAUCCAGGUUAUGGAAGCGGGAAACCCAAUCUGCUCUCUUGUCGACCGUCCCUUCACCCGUAUGUCUACCGAUAUCAGUGACCUUGAUCUCUUUUUCUGCGGUGAAGUUACUGUGUUCAAUGUUGAAAGCCCAAAGGGGAAUGCUUUCAACUUCGACGAGCUCGCACUGUUUGCAGAUGUUCCUCCUUAUCACCCACCAUCCGUGGAGGUGUUGAAUGUCAUCAAUGAUACGCUCAGGUCUCCCCAAGCCAAGUCAGAGCUUCAAGAAGCAAUUAAAAAUCUGGGCGACUCUGCCCACACGGUCGAAGUAUGUUUCAAUAACGUCGCCGACUGUCUCCACAGGGCCCAGAGGCAAGGGACAGAAGCGCAAGCACUGGAGUUGAUGGGAUAUGCUGAAAAGUGGGUAGUCCAUCGCAAGGAAUACAUCCGCCUGCUGUGGGAAUCGCGUCGUGUUGCUGGGCAUGCUCGAGUGGUUGCAGACGAUUUUGCUGGGAAUUUCAUGAAUCUGAUGGCUGCCACUGAUGUCACAUUUGCUGAAAAAAAGAAAGAGAUUCAGGCAUAUCGCAAUCAACUGCAAGAGGAUGCGAAGGAGUCCUCAAACCUUUCCCAAGGUUUUUACGAUCUAAAGAAUGUUGUGGAACGGUUUCAGGACGACGUGGUGGGAUUUCUGCAGUCUCGUGGCGAACUAGAAACCCAAGUUCAGGAUCUACGGGCAAACCUGGACAAAAUCAAGAAGGAUAUCUCUCGACUGACUUGGCGGGCUUUCUUUGGUGCCGCAGAUCUCAUUGGAGGCGUUGUAGCAAGUGGUCUUGCGGGGGUCUUUGCAGUUGGUGUAUUGUGCCCACUUCUGUGGAUUGGUAUUGCUUUGGAAGCAUAUAAAGCUGUCACGAAGGGAGCAGGCUUAGUCCAAAUAAUUCUGGAACGAAAAGCGAAAACGGCAGAGUUAGAAACGCUGCGGAAACUCCUUGAGCAACAGAUGAAAUCCGCAGAAGGAAUGCGUAAAAUCCACACUGUCCUUGAUCCCUUGAAAUUCGACAUGGAAAUGAUCAAGGAGAAGCUGGUCGUUUUCGGAAAAAUUUGGCAAUUAAUUCAUACCGAUCUCAAUGAGAUCGAGAGGAGUCUUGACCUUGCAACCGGCGGUGCCGGUACCCAAUUGUUCCAAACGCGGCUUGACGCCGUUUCGACUAUAUACCAUACGCUCGCGGACGCUCUUUACCAAUACGAGACCAACGUUCACGUCCAGAAUGUCGCUGAGCUUGAGGAUUGAUCAUCCUUCUUGGUUUUAACCUCUGUAGAACAUGCUUCAUGUAAUAUAAGAUUGUACAUCGAGUCUGUCUCCGCCCUGUUACAAAGGUCGCCGUCCCUUCGACGUAUACCCAUGUAUGAAAUCACGAAUCGUGAUCCAGGAAUAGAUGCCAGCACCGAAGGGUGCUGAUAGCUAACAACUUUGGGCAAUUCUGUGCCAAUGUGUCAACUGAA
This is a messenger RNA of Pisolithus orientalis, 1719 nucleotides long. RefSeq lists its product as uncharacterized. The coding region runs from base 251 to 1507 and encodes 418 amino acids. The transcript has 10 exons. Lineage: Eukaryota; Fungi; Basidiomycota; Agaricomycetes; Boletales; Pisolithaceae. The record is from RefSeq and is a predicted model, not a curated record.